AUGUACAUCCAAGGUGCCAUCGGUAACUCCAACGAGACCGGUCUCUCUUUGAUCACAAAUACAUCGGUACAGAUUUCGAAAAAGACGUCGCGAUUAGAAGUACGCAUCGUUUUGGACCUGCUCCACCUUGAAGAAUGCUAUCCACCUCUGGUUUUAUCUGCAUGUCAAUACCAGACCUCUUUCGCCGACGAGAACACGCCUCAUGCGAAAUGCAAGUGUAGACACUCUUGCGACGUUCUGACGGCCCAUACCGACGAGAUCCUGGAGAACAUAAUUGCUCAGGCUAAAACGGAGCCAUCUACAAGAAUCGUGGCUUCGAGUAUGGAGGCGGAAAUGUGGCGAAGCCAAGGGAGAGCUGCAGAUGAUAUUUUUAAAUUCUUGCGACUCGACAAAGCAGGUGAUGACCUGUUUGAUGCCCGCACAGCUGACACUUUGGUCUCUUACGUUGAAAGACUCAACAAGUACGAGAAGCACCCCAAAGAAUACGCUGCUAUUUUGGAGCUCCAAAAACGCUUCGACUACGUGGACCUCGCACGAAUGCUUAGCAAUGCUAAGGUCCAAGCCAAGAUGAAAGGACAUCCUGAAGAACGUCUCAACAGUUUGCGGAACCAGCAGUUCGAUCAGUGGAUGAACGAAAAGGGUUUGGAUCCGGAAAAAGUCGCCACACUGGUAGCCAAGCAGCCGCAUGACACAAGAAACAACGGUGUCAUCCUCGAUUUCGUCGACUUCUACAAAGCCAAUAGUGGAUCGCCGUUCUACUAA
Molecule: messenger RNA, 762 nt
Organism: Phytophthora infestans T30-4
Lineage: Eukaryota; Oomycota; Peronosporomycetes; Peronosporales; Peronosporaceae
Product: RXLR effector family protein, putative
Exons: 5
Coding region: 1-762 (253 amino acids)
Source: RefSeq, a predicted model, not a curated record